CUGGGUACAAUUAGCACCCAGAGAAGGGUCCAGGAGACACAGAAAGCAGUAUGUUGCCAAACUGCCUGAGUGACCAAUACAUCCAUUAAUCAACCAAACAACAAGCAUUUAUAAACAUCCCACGAUGUCCCAAGCAGUGGGACACGUGCUGGGGAACAUAGAGAGACAACAUGUAAAUCUAUACACAUAUAGAAGCAAUCAGCCUUUCAAUAAGGUUUUAAGCAGCAUACUCGAAGUGUCAGGCACAGGGCAAAAGAUACAAAAAUUAAAGCCAUCCGUGUCCUCAAGGAGCCCAUCUAGAUGCAUGUAUUCACAAAACACGUAAGAAGUCUAGUUUUGGUGGGGAGGUGCAGGUUUUCCUGCCAGGGCCAGAAGGCUGCUCAGCAUGCCCCAGCUCCCCUGAGGCCAUCACUGCUCCUGUCCUCUCCUCUCUACCUGCCUUCUUCCUCUCUCAUUCACCCACACCCUGCCCUCUUCUUCUUUAGGCUCCUCUCUCCCAGACGCCUCACAGAAGUGGACUGCUCAUGUGACUUCACAUCAGCCGCUCAGGCCCGGAACUUUGACAGGGCUUCUACGUACCAAGAGGUCCUCAGACUGACCCAUGAUGGCACCCAGCUACAGAACUUUACCCUGGAUCCAAACAGUCUCCUGGUGGAUGGAUAUUCUACCAAGAGAACAGAUGAAAAAACUAAGAAAAUUGGUGAGUAUGGCAUCAGCCUCGCCCCAUACCAGUUCCCUAUAUGUGUGUGUGUUGGAAGGGGAGCUGAGGGUGAUCCUUGAAGAGUAGGAGAGUUGGGGGAGGGCAGGAACUGAGUGUCCAGGAUGACUUUCCUCUCACCCUAGCCAGCACUCAAUGCUGAGCAUCCAAGAACACUGUCUUCG
Messenger RNA from Vombatus ursinus (common wombat), 882 nucleotides. Its product is annotated as mucin-16-like. The record is from RefSeq and is a predicted model, not a curated record. The transcript has 2 exons. Lineage: Eukaryota; Metazoa; Chordata; Mammalia; Diprotodontia; Vombatidae. Bases 301 to 780 code for a protein of 159 amino acids.